AAAACCAUCACGGCAAUUGAUCAGAGACACAUCUCCUCUUUGGUAAUACCAUUUCAGUCCACCUUUUACCGCUGUCCGUUUCCUGGUCACUGUCCUAGUCGUCAUCGUCCCACAAAAUACGCACUUGACGCGCACGGACCAACACUGAGCAAGCUCCAUUGAUAAUAUCAAGGAAUCAUCUCAAUCCACUUGCUUUGGGCCACCCAUGCGUAUAAAAUGCAGACGAGGUAUAUGGAAAGGACUAAUUCGAUGAAAGGGAGAGGGAAAAGGAGCUUGGAAAGUGGUGGGGAUGAAGAACAGGAGCCGGAGAGGAAAAGGCCUGCUUUAGCUAGUGUUAUUGUGGAAGCUCUAAAGGUGGAUAGUCUCCAGAAACUUUGCUCAUCCUUGGAGCCAAUUCUUCGGAGAGUGGUUAGUGAAGAAGUUGAACGAGCAUUGGCUAAGCUAGGCCCUGCUAAGCUAAACGGGAGGGCAUCUCCUAGAAGAAUCGAAGGGCCGGAUGGGAGAAACUUGCAGCUUCACUUUAAAACCCGGCUUUCUCAACCACUGUACACUGGGGCAAAAGUGGAGGGUGAACAGGGUGCAGCUAUACAUGUUGUACUAAUUGAUGCCAACACGGGUCAUGUUGUAACAUCUGGACCUGAAUCUUUUGUGAAGCUGGAUGUUGUAGUGCUCGAAGGCGACUUCAAUAAUGAAGACGAGGAAGGGUGGAACCAGGAAGAGUUUGAAAGCCAUGUUGUGAAAGAGCGAGAGGGAAAAAGACCUCUUUUGACUGGGGAUUUGCAAGUCACACUCAAAGAAGGGGUUGGAACUCUCGGAGAUCUUACAUUCACAGAUAAUUCAAGUUGGAUAAGGACCCGAAAGUUCAGGAUGGGUUUGAAGGUUGCAUCUGGGUACUGUGAGGGAAUACGCAUUCGUGAAGCAAAGACAGAAGCUUUUAGUGUCAGAGAUCAUCGUGGGGAAUUGUACAAGAAACAUUACCCACCCGCUCUGACUGAUGAAGUAUGGAGAUUGGAGAAAAUUGGAAAGGAUGGAUCAUUUCACAAAAGGCUUAAUAAGUCCGGCAUUUUUACUGUCGAGGACUUCCUUCGCCUUGUUGUCAGAGACUCACAAAAGCUGAGGAAUAUACUUGGGAGCGGCAUGUCAAAUAAGAUGUGGGAUGCCCUCAUAGAACAUGCUAAAACCUGUGUCUUGGGUGGGAAGCUUUAUGUAUAUUAUCCUGAUGAUUCGAGACACAUGGGUGUCGUUUUCAACAACAUUUACGAGCUGAGUGGACUGAUAUCUAAUGAUCAAUAUUUUUCAGCAGACUCACUGUCUGAAGACCAGAAGGUAUAUGUCGAUGCCUGGGUGAAGAAAGCAUACGAUAAUUGGAGUCAAGUUAUAGAGUAUGAUGGAAAAUCACUAUUGAAUUCCAAGCAGAACAAAAAGUCGAGCACAUCUAGAGACGAUCUUCCAUUAGGUCCGGUCACAUAUAUUAAUUCUGUCGACAACCAUCUUCCGCCACAGAGCUUGCACGAUUCGAUACCCUCCAAUCUCCCAAUGGAUCACAACAUGCUAACUGGAGGUUCAGGUUACGGCAAUAGCAUCACUUCGACAUACUCUAUCCAGUCCCAGUUGAUAAGUUCCAACCCGCACGCUCAAGUUGAUAUCGCCUCGUUCGCUCAGCAUAAUCCGCAAGACAACAAUCCAAACCAGUUCCAAAGCAAUGCAUAUAGCAAUCGGUUUGGCCUUGCCCUCGGCCCUCCUCAAACAUCGGCGUCAUUCCAAAUCGGGGGCUCUUCUCUUCCACAGCCAAAUCACAACCCUUUCGAGGAGUGGCCUAGCAACCGAGAGAAUGGCGUUGACGAAUUGUUGUCGGAGGAGGAAAUUCGCAUUCGGAGUCAUGAGAUACUCGAGAAUGAAGACAUGCAGCACUUGCUCCGGCUUUUCAGCAUGGGCGGCGGCGGCGGAAAUCAUGCCUCCGUUAACAUGCCGGAUGAUGGCUUCGGUUUUCCUUCUUACAUUGCGUCGCCUGCUCCCGGUUUCAGCUACAACGAGGAUCGAACCCGCUCUGGGAAGGCUGUUGUCGGCUGGCUUAAAAUCAAAGCUGCGAUGCGGUGGGGCAUAUUCAUCAGGAAGAAAGCAGCCGAGAGGAGGGCACAGAUUGUCGAACUAGAAGAUGAAUAGAAUACUAUUCUUACCAAUAAAUGACCUCCCAAAAAUGUCUUACUUGACCGGAGGAUUAUGUCAGCUGACGAAUGGGCGCGAUAUGGAAAUCCUCGGUAGCUACAAAGAUCCUUUUUUUACUGUUUAAUGAAACUUGGAUACUCUGGUACAGUAGGUGGCUUUGAACUUGGUUAUCGACUUGAUUGCUUACUAUCCGCCGGACAUAUCAUUUUUAUAACUUACCAAUUGCUUUACGUUAUUUAGGACAGGACCGAGAGUGCGACCGGUGUAAAGUAUGUAAUCUCCUGUACGUUGGAUUUGUGAUUUAUAGGUAUGUUUUCACCUC
Andrographis paniculata is the source of this 2488-nucleotide messenger RNA. Its product is annotated as calmodulin-binding protein 60 D-like. Bases 217 to 2163 code for a protein of 648 amino acids. Gene Ontology annotation, molecular function: DNA-binding transcription factor activity; sequence-specific DNA binding; calmodulin binding. Gene Ontology annotation, cellular component: nucleus. Gene Ontology annotation, biological process: regulation of salicylic acid biosynthetic process. The transcript has 9 exons. The record is from RefSeq and is a predicted model, not a curated record. NCBI's taxonomy places the organism in Eukaryota, Viridiplantae, Streptophyta, Magnoliopsida, Lamiales, Acanthaceae.